ACACAAAAAAUUAAAUAAGCGGCUUUUCGUCUUGUUUGCAAAAUCCCCAAUUCGGAACCCUAGAUCAUCACAUCAAUCAAGCCGGAAAAAUGAGCGAGAGGCCGGUGCCGAGAAGGCACAGUCCAUGGGUCGACGAAGAGGUCUAUAAACGCGAAGUCAAAGCUCACAGAUGCAACGACCGCGUCGAAGAUGUCAUCUAUGCUCUAUUUGAAGGCAACCCUUUCAAAACAAUUCCAGCCCCUUUCAAGCUAUUUUAUCAGUGCAUGCGAUCAAAACCAGGGGAAGAGCCUACUGAUCCCUUCGUCCACUUGGAUCUGGAUCCUCCCAAAAGAGAGGCGAAACCUGAGUAACGCACUUGUUAAGUGGGGUUUAUGGACCAAAUAUGCUCUCUCUCGUGAUAGAUUAGUCUUUUGAUACAAGUUCUCAUAUUUGGUUUGUAACAAAAUACGAUGUUAUUUCUGAUCUCGUCAUACUGCUACUCCUAUGGAGAGCUAUCUGCAAGCAAACUCGGUCUCUAACCUCGUUUUUGUACGAAUAAAAGUUUUAC
This is a messenger RNA of Salvia hispanica, 547 nucleotides long. RefSeq lists its product as uncharacterized. NCBI's taxonomy places the organism in Eukaryota, Viridiplantae, Streptophyta, Magnoliopsida, Lamiales, Lamiaceae. The record is from RefSeq and is a predicted model, not a curated record.